CCUCCCGGGGGGCAAGCUAACGAAAGAAGGGCAACAACGACGCGGCUGCGACGCACGCAAAACGGCAGGAAGCAUCUCUCCCUUCCACGCAGCCCAGAGCCCCAAUAUCCCCACCUCAAAUCGGAGGAAGCGACGCCCUCGCGCACGAGCACGACCGGGCCGCACCGCCCGUCUCGCCGAGCCCAGCCGUCUAGACGCGUCGCCGCCGUCCGUCUGCCCGCUCGCGCCGUCGCACGAUCGCUAGGGUUCGGUGGCCGGCGGGGAUCGCGGGCGAUGGACUGGAGCGCGGUGACGGCGGAGGACCUGGUGGACGCGCUGCGGGAGGUGGACUGGUCCACGCCGCCGCGGCCCGUCCCGGAGUUCUUCUCCCGCUUCACCGUACCCCGCUCCUACUCCAAGUGGACCAGCCGCCUCAAGUGCAACCUCUACUACUACAGGACAAACUACUUCAUCUUGAUCAUGUUCAUCCUUGGUAUGGGAUUCCUUUGGAAACCAGUUGCUAUAAUUGCAGCUUUUAUGACUGGAAUCAGCAUUGCAUUUCUCAAUGACAGCUUUGCGGUCACUUUCAAUGAGAAAGUCACAAGGACUGUGAGACAAUUUUCACCACAUUUAGCUGCAAAGAUGAGGCCACCGAUAACCCCUGUUCUUCGUGGUCGACCAAGAUCAAAGAGAUCAAUUCAUAUUUGUGGGCGACCUCGCUGGGUGUUUGUCCUGUUUUUUUCUGCAGUUAGCUGUAUGCUCUGGUUGACCUCCUGCAGUCUCCUCGCAGUCUUGUGGUCACUUCUCAUUGCUCUGUUCGCAACUGUGCUUCAUGCAAGCUUCAGAACACCUAAUCUCAAAGCACGUCUGAAUACGUUCAGAGAGGAAUUCCGAGCUGUUUGGAGGAAUUAUAGUGAGCUUUAAGGUCUCCUAUGUUUCUCUCAUGUAAGUAACUAUACAUGUAUGUAACUGUUGCAUGACUCAUUUCCAUGACAUGCGAUGUCAUGUGUAGGUUAAUGUCGGGUCGCUAUUGGUACCUGCCUUGUUAUAUGAGUUGGAGAAAUCCUGCAUCUUCAUAGCUUGUUAAUUCCAUGUGGUAAGAAGAGGUGUCUUGUGCUGAAA
This is a messenger RNA of Phragmites australis (common reed), 1101 nucleotides long. Its product is annotated as PRA1 family protein A1-like. The record is from RefSeq and is a predicted model, not a curated record. Lineage: Eukaryota; Viridiplantae; Streptophyta; Magnoliopsida; Poales; Poaceae. Gene Ontology annotation, cellular component: membrane. The coding region runs from base 274 to 903 and encodes 209 amino acids. The transcript is spliced from 7 exons.